This is a messenger RNA of Megalobrama amblycephala (Wuchang bream), 2042 nucleotides long. RefSeq names its product zinc finger protein 239-like. The record is from RefSeq and is a predicted model, not a curated record. Lineage: Eukaryota; Metazoa; Chordata; Actinopteri; Cypriniformes; Xenocyprididae. Bases 1 to 1128 code for a protein of 375 amino acids. The transcript has 2 exons.
AUGGAGGUCAAAGGAAACCGUCAGCUGUCUGAUAACCAGCAUUUUCCAAAAUUUGUACAAGUUUGGAAAAACAUAAUGAAAAGAAGAGCCAAGAAAUCUACAACCUGCACUCAGUGUGGAAAGAGUUUCACAAACAAACAACAUCUUGAGAUUCACAUGAGAGUUCAUACAGGAGAGAAACCGUUCACGUGUGAUAAGUGUGGAAAGAGAUUCAGUCAAUCAUCAAGCCUUAAAGCACACAUGAGGAUCCACACUGGAGAGAAGCCGUUCACGUGUGAUCAAUGUGGGAAGACCUUCAAACAAAAAGGACAUCUUAAGAGUCAUAUGAAAGUUCACACUGGAGAGAAGCUACACACAUGUGAUCAAUGUGACAAAUCAUUUCUUAGGUCAUCAACCCUGAAGAAACACCUGACAGUUCAUACAAAGGAGAAGCCACAUUCAUGUUCUAUGUGUGGAAAGAGUUUUUCACUGCAGUCAUAUUUAAAUGAACAUGAGAAAAUACACACUGGUGUGAGAGAGUACAUGUGCUUUGAGUGUGAGAAGACUUGUACUACAUGGAGCGAUUUAAAAAAGCACCAGAGAAUUCACACUGGAGAAAAACCUUACAAGUGUUCACACUGUGACAACAGAUUCAGUCAGUUAGCACAUUUGAAAACACAUAAGAGGAUUCACACUGGAGAAAAACCUUACAAGUGUUCAUACUGUGACAACAGAUUCAGUCAGUUAGCACAUUUGAAAACACAUGAGAGGAUCCACACUGGAGAAAAACCUUACAAGUGUUCACACUGUGACAAGAGAUUCAGUCGGUCAGAACAUCUGAAAACACAUGAGAGGAUCCACUCUGGAGAAAAACCUUACAAGUGUUCACACUGUGACAAGAGAUUCAGUGUGUCAUCACAUCUGAAAACACAUGAGAGGAUCCACACUGGAGAAAAACCUUACAAGUGUUCACACUGUGACAAGAGAUUCAAUACGUCAUCAACUCUGAAAGCACAUGAGAUGAUCCACAGCAGAGAGAAGCCGCACACGUGUGAUCAGUGUAAAAAGAGUUUCUCUUUUAAAAGUCACCUGAAGAUACACAUGAAGAUCCAUGCAGUGGAGAAACCACAUCACCGCAGUCUGAAAUGAAGUAGUUCAUUUUUAUGUGCUGAACAAAAAAUCUCUUCUGUGUAAGUUAGCCACAGCCAAAUCUCUCCUCUCCAGCUAUAGUUGGCACCAUGGGCGACAAGUUUUAUUUAUUUAUUUAUUGCAGUUACAAAACGUAUUUUUGUACCUGCAUCAGCAAAUUAUUCACAAAAAUUUUAAGCAAACAAGUUUAGCCCUUUAACGACCCAGUGGUCUGCUGGCGGGACGAUAAUAAAAGUAGCCUAAUAAUAACAAUAAUUUAACAGCCCUGUGUGCCCAUCCGCUAUACGCCACUGUGAAGGGAUAAACGGUGUUCAGGCACGGCAUCAAAGCGAUUACCUGUUUAAUCAAAAUCCAUAUGCGUGGACUGUUCAAUAUUCAGUACUGCAAUGUCUGAGUCUCUCCAGUCACAUGAUGUUUAUCAUGUGUUUUCAGUCGGCGCAACAAAGAAAUGUUUACUAGACUGUGGACUAGCUUUGCUCUCUGAAUAGUGGCAGCCUGCAGCUGAAUUUUUGUGAUCACUGAAGCCCCGGGUAUACUUCGGCCGUCCGCGUUUGUGAAUUUGAUGUUCGUAAUUUUCGUCAUGUGGCAGGCUCAUGGCCAGCCGCACACCCCGCCCGCAUGAAGCCCAAAUUUUGAGACCGCGCAGAUGGUGCACAUGCAACCGCGCAUACGCAAGCAAGACGGAAGAGCCCACUAGGUGGCAAUACGCACAGUACUGAGCACAAUGUGCAGUCGUCAAAGAAGAGUGUAAAAAGUGAUUCAAAAACAAGACAAACUCAGAGGCAUGCUUUCCCCAUCAUUUUUUAAUUCCUGUUCUCUUGGUGUAUCUUCUGAACUAUGUUGCAAUGGUGGAUGCAAUAAUUUUCUUCUCCGAUCCUGCCCAGAGAAUUUCCCAUUGAUGACAUGAUGUCUGG